This is a messenger RNA of Phaeodactylum tricornutum CCAP 1055/1, 1123 nucleotides long. RefSeq lists its product with no specific name. The record is from RefSeq and is a predicted model, not a curated record. The transcript has a single exon. Bases 52 to 1020 code for a protein of 322 amino acids. Gene Ontology annotation, cellular component: nucleolus. Lineage: Eukaryota; Bacillariophyta; Bacillariophyceae; Surirellales; Neidiaceae. Gene Ontology annotation, molecular function: rRNA (adenine) methyltransferase activity.
AUGGAGUUGGUGCUCCUAGAGAGUUGUGCUUUCCGUUGAUCAACACAGAGUAUGAAAGCCAAGACCAAGCGCAAAAGGCAGGAUGCACCGCUCGUGCCGCCACCACAAAUACAAUUGUCGCGCAAAAAGGCACGUCGGGUGACAACGCUCUUCCACAAACUUACCCGUGCCUUGGACGCCGCCGUCGAAGACGGUGACGAAUCGCAGGUAAAUCGUUUACAAAACGAAAUUUCCAGCAUGGGUGGACGAACUGAGUACCAAAAAGCAAGUCAAGUGAGUACGUUUUAUCACUCCACGAGCAAAUGGGUUUUAGGAUACUUGUCUCGUAACGGCUGGCUAUACGGAAGAAUGGUUCCGAGCAAGGAGGUGAUCGAGGCCCCAGAUAAGGCCACCAAAAAACAGCCUCGGCGAUUGACACGCCUAUUGGAAGUGGGUGCUAUUAAUACCGAACUCCUCGAUGCGUCUCAAAAAAUCAUCACGAAUCCGGACACCGAGGUAAAAACUCAAAAGUAUCGUUUGGAUGUGCGGGCAGUCGACUUGCACGCCAUGGACGAUCGAAUUCAAGAAGUCGACUUUUUGACCAUGAACGUUCCUCAGCGCGAGGUAAACGAGCGCUACGAUGUCCUCGUCUGUUCAAUGGUACUCAACUGCGUCACGACAGCGGAAAGACGAGGAGAAAUGGUUUGUCGUCUGUAUCACUUUUUACGUCCCUCUGGCUUGUGUUUUGUAACCAUUCCUCGCACCUGUUUGAAUUUGUCUCCCUACAUAAAUCAGGAUCGGUUCUUGGCGCUUUUGCGCCUAGUGGGGUUUGAGAUUCUUGAAAGAAAGGAAUCGCCCAAAGUGGCAUUCUUCGUUUGCGGUAAACCAGCUCAGGAACAGCGUAUACCUUGGAAAGAACUGGAUAGUAAGUGGGCCAUGGUGAAACCUUUACGUCAGGGCAAAAAGUUUCGGAACGACUUUGCCAUAGCUCUGACCCAGGAAAGCUACGAGGGGCGCUCUUUGACCUUUGAAGCCCGGUGAUUCGUAGCAGCCUAGCUUCGCCGACUUCGAGAACCAAAGGGAUGUGGGGAAGUGGCUAUGUGUAUCGGGGUUUCUUUACAUUAGGAAAAAGUAGUGUUUUUUU